Molecule: messenger RNA, 1934 nt
Organism: Gadus chalcogrammus (walleye pollock)
Lineage: Eukaryota; Metazoa; Chordata; Actinopteri; Gadiformes; Gadidae
Product: solute carrier family 2, facilitated glucose transporter member 4-like
Exons: 11
Coding region: 408-1925 (505 amino acids)
Biological process (GO): monosaccharide transmembrane transport
Cellular component (GO): membrane
Molecular function (GO): hexose transmembrane transporter activity
Source: RefSeq, a predicted model, not a curated record
AUACAGUGAACAAUCUGUCAUAGCCCUGCAGCCAAUGGCAUGAGGGCUUCCUGCUUUCGUGGUGCCACAAAGUUCGACCUCUGCUGGGGCCCUUCAAGAUCAGCCCACGGGACGACUAAAGCAACUCUGGCCGUGCGCCCAUGACAACCAUAUUGCGCACGGAAAAAACUACGCGCGAGUGCAAAUGCACGACAUGAUUACGGAAACCAAACUACUUUACCUGGACUCCACGCUGCCACUACGUCCAUUUUUUUUUAGGUGGUCGGGGAUAGGGGGCUGUAAUUAGAUCUCGGACGGGAUUGUUUUUGUUACGAGUGAGUUUCACGUGGUAGCCUGUUGUUUGGUGCGAAGGGGGAGCGAGACGCAACUGUCACCGGCUGCUCUUCGGGGUCUCUCGUUGUCCAAGCAUGCCUGCCGGAUUCCAGCAACUGAACGGGGGGGAGACGGUGACCCGGACCCUUGCUCUGUCCGUGUUCACCGCAGUGCUGGGGUCGCUACAGUUCGGAUACAACAUCGGCGUCAUCAAUGCUCCCCAGAAGAUCAUUGAGCAGGACUACAAUGCCACGUGGCAGCACCGGUACGGGGAACCCAUCUCCCCCGGGACCCUCACCUCCCUGUGGUCGCUGUCCGUCGCCAUCUUCUCCAUCGGGGGCAUGGCCUCCUCCUUCUGCGUGGGCUUCGUCUCAGAGUGGCUGGGCAGGAGGAAAGCCAUGCUGAUCAACAACCUGUUUGCCUUCAUCGGGGGCGGGCUCAUGGGCAUGUCCAAGAUCUGCCGCUCCAUAGAGAUGAUGGUUCUGGGACGCUUCGUCAUCGGGGCCUACUGCGGUCUGGCCUCCGGGCUCACCCCCAUGUAUGUGGGGGAGAUCGCCCCCACCAGCCUACGGGGGGCCCUGGGCACGCUACACCAGCUGGCCAUCGUCACAGGCAUCCUCAUAGCACAGGUGCUGGGUCUGGAGGCCCUGCUGGGCAGCGAGGCGCUGUGGCCUGUGCUGCUGGGGGUGACGGUUCUGCCCACCGUCCUGCAGAUGGCACUGUUGCCCUUCUGUCCAGAGAGCCCCCGCUUCCUCUACAUCGUCCGCAGCCAGGAGCACCAGGCCAAGAACGGUCUGCGGCGGCUGACGGGGCGUCACGACGUGGGUGACCUGCUGGCGGAGAUGAAGGAGGAGAAGAGGAGGAUGGACAUGGAGAGGAAGGUGUCCAUCCCGGAGCUGUUCCGCUCCAACGUGUACCGGCAGCCCAUGUUCAUCGCCAUCCUGCUGCAGCUCUCCCAGCAGCUGUCCGGGGUCAACGCUAUCUUCUACUACUCCACCAGUAUCUUCAUGAAGGCUGGGGUGCAGAGUCCCGUCUACGCUACGAUAGGAGCUGGAGUCGUCAACUGCGCUUUCACUGUGGUGUCGCUCUUCCUGGUUGAGAGGAUGGGCCGACGGACCCUCCAUAUGCUGGGACUGGGAGGGAUGUGUGUGUGUGCCCUCGUCAUGACAUUGGCACUCGCCUUAUCGGACAGCAUUCCGCCCUUCGUCAGCAUGCUGGCCAUCUUCGGCUUCGUGGCGUUCUUUGAGAUCGGGCCCGGGCCCAUCCCCUGGUUCUUCGUGGCCGAGUUGUUCUCCCAGGGCCCGCGUCCGGCGGCCAUGGCGGUGGCGGGCUUCUCCAACUGGACCGCCAACUUCCUGAUCGGCAUGGGCUUCCAGUCCUUGGCUGACCUCUGCGGACCCUACGUCUUCCUGAUCUUCGCCGGGCUCCUCCUCUUCUUCCUCGUCUUCACCUUCUUCCGCGUGCCGGAGACGCGGGGGAAGACCUUCGACCAGAUCUCCGCCGGCUUCGGCCAGCGGCCGGUGUCUGGCAUGAUGGACAUGGACCUGGGCCUGGGCCUGGACGCAGAUAAGCUCAGCACCGAGCUCGACUGCCUGGGGGAUGACCUGAACUGAGGAGGGUGU